This is a messenger RNA of Megalobrama amblycephala (Wuchang bream), 1006 nucleotides long. RefSeq names its product trypsin-2-like. The transcript has 5 exons. NCBI's taxonomy places the organism in Eukaryota, Metazoa, Chordata, Actinopteri, Cypriniformes, Xenocyprididae. The record is from RefSeq and is a predicted model, not a curated record. Gene Ontology annotation, molecular function: serine-type endopeptidase activity. The coding region runs from base 91 to 819 and encodes 242 amino acids. Gene Ontology annotation, biological process: proteolysis.
UUAAAACAAUCGCUUAAAAGCAUGAAUGCUGGUCUUGAACUUUGCAGAAGUGCUCUAAAGCUGUGAGCAGUCCUUCUCUCCUCCACUGCAAUGAAGACUGUUGUGUUCACUUUGCUGGCUGUGGCUGUGGUUUGCAGCACAGGUGAUGAAAUCAUUGGAGGUUACGAAUGUCCGCCCCACUCUCAGCCCUGGCAAGUGCGCCUUACUGAUGGGCGUAAAUCGUGUGGAGGAUCUUUGAUUAAUGAAACAUGGGUUGUGUCUGCUGCUCACUGCAAAUUCUUACGUUCGCGUCUCAUCAUCCGUCUGGGAAAGCACAAAAAGUCUGUUAAUGAAGCCACAGAGCAGAAGAUCGAGGUGGAGAAGAUGAUUCCUCACCUGAAAUAUAAUGAUCAGCCUCAUAACAAUGAUAUCAUGCUGAUCAAGCUGAGAAAGCCUGCCAUCUUCAACAAGUAUGUAAAGCCAAUCCCUCUGACAAUCAACUGCACUUCUGCAGGAGAGCAGUGCUUGGUUUCUGGAUGGGGCAAAACUAGAGUUGGCUCUGCUUCUGUCCUGCAGUGUUUGAAGUUGCCUGUACUCUCAAAGAUGCUGUGUAAGGAUGCAUAUGGUACAUCAAUAACUGAAAACAUGUUCUGCGCUGGAUUCAUGAAGGGAGGCAAAGACUCGUGUCAGGGGGAUUCUGGUGGCCCUGUAGUGUGCAACGGUAAACUAAAAGGAGUUGUUUCCUUUGGCAAAGGCUGUGCUCGGCCAGGCUUUCCUGGGGUUUAUGCUGAGGUGUGUCGCUACACUGACUGGAUCAAAGACAUCAUAGCUAAUAACUAACUCUAUGAUCAACCUGGGGUGCGUUUCCCAAAGCGAACUAUGGUCGCAAGUUCUGUCGUUACCAAUAGAGUUCAAUGGGACUUAUGACCAUGGUUCACCAACGAUGCUUUCGGGAAACUCACCCCUGGUCAGUCCUUUACAAGUUCAUUUUCCUAAUUAUCUGCAAAUAAAUUCAGUUUGAAGCAUG